CAAUGGACAUCAGAAUUUCAUUUUGCAACUUUGUUUUCUUUGGCAAACCUUCAAUCCUUUGGAUUCAAAGAUGAAUUCUUUUCCUUUCCACUUUUGUUAGUGAGGCUGAUUUGGCAACUGCAGACUCUUCCCCAGAUGGGGCUGGUUGUAGAUCGUGAGGUGGUGAGUGCCUUCCCUCGUUGACGCAGGACCUCUAUGUGCUUCCUCAUUCAUGAACCAUUCUGAAUGUUCUCCUCCUGUUAUGAAUGGUCACAGGCCAGAUGCUCCUGGGAAUCACUGGGGUGUUGCAUUUUUUUGAGGAAUUACUGGUAUUGGGCAUGGGAAUGAUGAAGCCUGGCCUACGUAGGGGAUCAAUGACAGCGAUGUUGGCCUCAGGGAGUAUGUUGCCUAGAUUCACCUACUCUUUGUUUAUUCAUUUGUUUACUGAGAUACAGUGAGGAAUCAGCCCUUUGAGCCAUGCCACCCAGCAGUCUCCCAACUUAAUCCUAGACUAAUCACUGGGACCAAUUAACCCACCAACCGGUAUUCUUUGGACUGUGGGAGCAAACCGGUGCACCCGGAGGAAGCCCAUGCUGUCAUAGGGGAGAACAUACUAACUCCUUACAGGCAGCAGCGGGAAUUGAACCCGGGUCGCCAGUACUGUAAAGCUAAUCACUAUGCUACCGUGCCGCUCCAAUUUACAGGAUAGUGACAAUGUUGUUGGUAUUUUUCCAGGGGCUUGAGUUGCCAGUUGUAGCUAGUCCCAGUCUUGGAAGCACAUAGGGGGUCAGGAAUCACUGCUAAAAUGACCUAAAAUGGAACUGGUUUUACCUUCAAACAGCCAGUGCGGAAUAGUGAAGCAAUGUUGAUUCUCAACAAUAUUAUACAGAUUGUAAAUGACAAAGAUGUUUAAUACCAAUGAGUUGCUCACUGGUUCUAUGUAAUCCCCAUAGAGAUGUUGGAAAAAGUGAUCAGAUGAUGUUACAAAUGAAGUUUGAUUACUUCCUAAACAGUAUUACUUUAUUUAGACAAGUGAUUUAUAAGUAUAUAGUAAGGUUUUUACAGUUUUGAAGUUAAUCUUGUGGAAUUUCUGGAACCUUUCAGAGGGGUUUGCAGCCAACUUUGCAGCUGCAUAUGGGAGAGGUACAGGAGGGGGUGAUUAAACAAAUUCUCAUUCCACCUUUAAAAGAAAACACAUGGAAGACAAUUGUUCGAAACAAUGCAGAAGACAGAAAACGUCGUAAAGAUCAUUCAAGGAGUUCUCCUAGUCCCUCGCCUUGUGAGAGUUUACACAGUCAAAACACUUCGGAUUUCACUGCUGAAGUUUAUUGCUCAAUGCAUUUACAGUAAGGAAGUGGAAUCAGCUCCAGUUCCUGUCUUCACCUCCGCCUCCCUAACUGAAUUCAGCAAGGUUGUGUAGUGAUGAGAGCUGUCACCUACACUUCUCAGUCCCACGGAGUCCAGAUAUUUUGUGACUCUCUUCACAAUUACUCUUUUGUCUUUUGGUAGCCAUUUUCUUGUAGUCACCGUAAGUGCUGCAUAGAAAAUGCUUUCCUUCCACUGCUUGCAUUUUUUGCCUGCAACAUGUCCUAUCUACAGUUCAGCCACAAGGAAGAGCUGGGUUUCCAUCAGAACCAAAGCUCAUUAGAGCCUCACAUGAGAAGGGAGUUGCAGUGCACUCCAUUUAUGCAAUGUAGCAAAGGUCUUGUCAGUACAUCUCCUAAUCCCCUAAGGAAACCAUUGUGGAAUUCAGGCAGGCCAAGUCAGACAAAAACACACCAGUCCUCACUGAAAGAUCUGUGUUGAAAGGGUGAGCAGCUUCAGGGUUCUAGGUGUUAGUAUUUCAGAGGGGCCUAUCCUGGGGUCUAGCACAUAGAUGCAACCGUGAAGAAGGUACUCCAGUACCUCUACUUUCCUAGAAGGUUAAGGAGAUUUGGCAUGUCAACAAUGACUCUGAUAGACUUCUGCAUAUGCACAGUGGAGACCUUUCUAACUGGUUGCCUCAUCACCUGCAAUUGGAAUUCCAAUGUGGACCCUGCCAGUUCCAUCACGGGUGCAGCCAGCCCCUCCAUCAAGGUCAUCUACAAGAGGCAACACCUCGGCAAUCAUCAGGGGCUGCUACCAUCCAAGCCAUGUCUUCUUGAUGCUGGUACAGGAGGUACAGGAGCCUGAAGAUCCACACUUCACAGAUCAACAACAGCUGCUGUCAGGUUCUUCAACCAACCAGAAAAACCUAAGGCUACCUCAGAAUAGACGUUUCUGUCUUUCAACAUACACAGCAAAAUAAACAUAACGAUCAAACACUAUUUAAAACCAACAAAACUGCUGGAGUCCAAAUGGAAAAAUCUCGGACCUGUCUCAAGUACCUCAUGUUUCUGUCCAAUAGUUUAAUUUUUGUAGGAGGUAUUUGUCUGCUGGGAGUUGGCAUCUGGGUUACAACCAACCCCAAUGGCUUCAAGAAUAUUGUGGCUACAAACCCAUUAAUAUAUACUGGAGCUUACAUCAUCCUGUCAGUCGGAGUAAUUCUCUUCUUUCUAGGGUUCUUAGGUUGCUGGGGAGCCAUCCGAGAGAGCAAGCAACUGCUUAUGACUUUCUUGCUGCUUAUUUUGAUCAUUUUCAUCCUGGAGCUGAUAGCUGCCGUCCUUGCAUUAGUCUUCCGAAAGCAGAUACGAAAGGAUUACUUUUUAAAGGAAUUGCAGAUGAAAUAUAAAGGUGACAAUUCUACCGAUGUCUUUUCGAAGACUUGGAAUGUAAUCAUGGUGGACUUUUCCUGCUGUGGUGUAAAUGGACCUCGUGACUUUGAACAGAACUCCACUUUUUCCCAGCUUUUCCCAAAUAGACUGCUGCCUGAAGCAUGCUGUAAAAGGAAUAACACUUUUCCGGUAGAGCACAUCCUAGAAAGGGCCAAAUGUGUACAGGGAGAUGCUGGCUACAUAAACAACAAGGGAUGCUUCUCAAAGAUUGCAGAGAAUUUUCGGAACUACGUCCACUUAGUUGGUGCUUUCAGUAUAAUAGUGCUCUUAAUUGAGCUUUGUGCAAUGGCUUUUGCAAUCUUCAUAUACCAGACCUAUAACUAAUGUUGGCUGCCAUCAUAUGAAAGGGAUAGAGUUCCAGUCACUUUUAAACAGAGAACCAGGCAGCAGGUGAAAUCCCAGACUUUCUGAUCAAUGACUGAAAGGAUGUGCGGAGCCGGGAAUAGUCCACCAAGCCAGGACCAAAACAUGGCUGACAUCAGCUCUGAGGAGCAAGGAAACAGAAAAAAAGAUAAUUUUUAUAUUUCUGUCCGUGAUAAGUAUUUUUUGACUUGUUGACAAUACUCUACACAGAUUUACAUCAGAAUCAUGCCCUAUAUUAAAUAGUUAUGUGGUCAAGUAUCAAAGUAAUGUGAAACUAUUAUUUUACAGUAAUGUAGAUAAUAUUAUGAAACUAUUUCUGUAUUGGUUUUGUAAAUAUAUCUGUGUAAUAUUGGCUGUACUUUUGACUCUAAACCUGAAAAACAUGUGAAAAUUACUCUUCUAUUAUCCUAUCGAGCUGACACUUUGAGGCUUCUCAAUCCACAGACAGAUCAGCAGCCCCCAAUUCAGUGUUUUUCUGGUAUUUGUGAGGAGGAUUAGUGUGAUACCCUGUUCACUUAGAUCUUCUGCCCCACACAAUCUCUUCACCACAUCUGUUUGGGAAUUCAUCCUGAUGGCCUCUCCACAUGUACUUGCCUGUUGAGAUCUCACCCAGCAAUCUGCUGUGCAGUGUAUGUACGUGACAGGAACAUGUCGUGUGACCACCUCAGUUUAUGUUUCCUGCUGCCACCCCAAGAACUGUAGUGUUUUUCUCAGAGAGAGUUACUCAAGGGAGAUAUUCUAUUACUUAGUCAUGCACUGGUUAUAUUACCUUGGUUUACACACAUGCACGUACGCACGCACACACACACACUUACUCACUCACUUACACACACACACACUCACUCACUUACACACACACACACACUGCGGAGUAUGUAGAAGCAGCAACAGAGACCAUCACAUAUUUUAAUGCAUUUUAAAAUUAAUUUAUUAUUCUAUGCCAUUGGGCCAUUGUUCUCAAUGCUGGACAACCCUCUGUGUAUUGAAAACCUUUAUAAUCGAUGUGAAAUGAUUUGUACCCACCGCUAAUGAGGUAAUCAUUCCACAGGGCAAUGCCUUCAAGAAUUAUUCGGCAUCAGUUUAUUAAAGUUAUUAUUUCCAAAGCAAUCAUAAAUGUAGUUUUAACUCCCCACCCUAGUAAUUUCUUAUACUGUGCAACAAAAAAGCUGGGAUCUGAAACUACAAUUGUCACCUGGACUUCUUAAAAGCUUUCAGAAUAUUCUGGAUAAUUGCAAUGUGCAGCUUCUCCUGGUAUGCUGCCUAAAACUAAGGCUAAGCUCCAGGGUCUGAGGCUGUUUUUACUCAGUCAGGGCAUCACAAACCUCUCUCUUGUUAAACGGCUUUAAUAGUCCAGGCUUUAAUAGUUUAAUGUAUGACACAAAGGCGUGUAGAAUAGAACCCCCAUUUACCCAGUGAAUUGGUGUUUCUCGGACUGGCUGGAGGUGACUAGUGGGGUACCACAGGGCUCUGUAUUGGGACCACAGGUCUUUACGAUUUAUGUCAACGAUUUAGAUGAGGGCAUUGAAAACUAUAUCAGCAAGUUUGCUGACGCUACUAAACUGGGUGGCAGUGCGACAUGCGAAAAGGACGUUAGGAGAAUACAGGGAGACUUGGAUAGGCUGGGUGAGUGGGCAGAUACUUGUUAGGUGUCAUUCAAUGAGAAUAAAUGUGAAGUUAUCCACUUUGGAAGCAGGAACAAGAGGGCAGAGUAUUGUCUGAACGGUGUAGAGUUAGGUAAGAGAGAAAUGCAAAGAGACCUAGGAGUCCUAGUUCACCAGUCAAUGAAGGUGAAUGAGCAAGUGCAACAGGCAGUGAAGAGGGCAAAUGGAAUGUUAGCCUUUAUUACAAGGGGAAUUGAGUACAAGAGCAAGGAUGUCCUUUUGCAUUUGUACAGGGCCCUGGUAAGACCACACCUUGAAUAUUGUGUACAGUUUUGGUCUCCACGUUUAAGGAAGGACAUUCUGGCAAUUGAGGAAGUGCAGCGUAGAUUCACUAGGUUGAUUCCUGGGAUGGCAGGGCUGUCUUACGCAGAGAGAUUGGAGAGAUUGGGGUUGUACACACUGGAAUUGAGGAGAUUGAGAGGGGAUCUGAUUGAAACGUUUAAGAUAAUUAAAGGAUUUGAUAGGAUUGAGGCAGGAAAUAUGUUCCAGAUGUUGGGAGAGUCCAGUACCAGAGGGCAUGGAUUGAGAAUAAGAGGCCAGUUAUUUAAAACAGAGUUGAGGAAGAGCUUCUUCUCCCAGAGAGUUGUGGAGGUGUGGAAUGCACUGCCUCGGAAGACGGUGGAGGCCAAUUCUCUGGAUGCUUUCAAGAAGGAGCUAGAUAGAUAUCUGAUGGAUAGGGGAAUCAAGGGAUUUGGGGACAAGGCAGGGACUGGGUAUUGAUAGUGAAUGAUCAGCCAUGAUCUCAGAAUGGCGGUGCAGACUCGAGGGGCCAAAUGGUCUACUUCUGCACCUAUUGUAGUAUUAUCGAGUAUGCUAGGGUGAAUAGUGUUGACACUAGUUGCUUGGUUUGAUUUAUAAAUCCUUACAUCUAUUAGUAUUAACCCUGUGUAUCAGCUCUGACUUAGCACCCCACACUUAUUGAGUCUUACAAAUGGAAAACAACCAGAUCUGGAGAUCCGGGUCAAAACUGUCUUGCAAAAUCCUACAGUCACUCUGCAGGUUUUUGCAAAUAAAACAACGUGUGAUGUUUAAAAUUUAAGCAAACUGUAACAACACAUAUAUUAAACUCCAAAAACCUGAACACAAAAGUGCACUAGAACCCUUUACAUAAUUACAUCAUCACAUCAGACCAGCCUCUUAAAGUGAAACCCCAACUCAAUGUUGGUGGUUGUGAAUCAUGUUCAUUUCCACCAAAUUAUGUUACCCUACACAAGAAUUCACCAAAACCAGCAGUGUGAGCCGUUCAGCUCAGGUCCUGUGUUCCAUGGGCGGAGGAACAGCUGGUGCCUCUGGCUCAUCCAGAGGUGUGUUGACACACUCAUGGUCAUAUUGUCACGGCAGAGGUAUGGUGGCGGAAUCCUUCAAAUCUUGAUGAGCCGGUUUAAGGAGAUUGACCAAGAAACAUUCAGGUUUACCCCUCUUAUCUAUGAUAAAAGUUUUUCUCCCUGUUCCAAAAUUUACAUCAAACCAUCGUAAGGGGGCCCAAGGGGAUGUUGACAUGCAUCAUGGGAGAUGAAAACAAGCAAGGCGGAACAUAGGUCAACAAGAGUUCAUGAAUGCUGUUCGCCAUGAUGGGAGGAAGGAAUAGGUGCAAAGAAACUGAAUUUACUGAGGAGGGUGGAACGUUGUUGAGAGCCUGACCAGACGGUCACGGUGUCAGGAAUGAAUUCACAUAACGGCUGUCCAUAUAGCAAAUCAGCUGAGGAUGACUGCAGGUCCUGUUUUGGAGCAGUUCUAAGCCCCAGAAGGACCCAGGGUAGAUGAUCAUGCCAACACUCAUUGGUCAGGGAAGCCCUCAGAGCAGUCUUUAAGGAGCAAUGAAACUAAUCGGAUAGGCCAUUGGACUACGGGUGAUAUGCUGUGUUGUGAUGUAGCCUAAUGCCGAACUUUUGGGCCAUCACAGCCCAGAGAUCUGUUAUGAAUUGGGGACCUUGGUCAUAUGGGGUGCCAAACCAAGUUACUGAGAUGCUGAUGAACACCUGAACCAUAACUGCGGCCGUUGAUGAUAGAGGGAUGACCUCUGGCCACCAGCUGGUAUGGUCCACCAUGGUAAGGAGGUGCGUGAAACCGUGCCAAAGGGGAAGAGAACCAACAUGGCCGCUCAAGAACUUCACAAGGCGGCUGAACAUGAUGGUUAAUGUUUGCCCACUGGCACUCCACACAAGCUGCAGUCCAAUCUCGCAUAUCCUUUCAAAGGCUGUGCUACACAAACUAUAGUACAACCAUUUUCUGUGGGGCAUUCUGGCCUGGAUUCGAGAGGCCACGUAUGGAGUCAAAAACAGUCCAGCUCCAGUUUGCGAAGUGAGGGUGACUGGCUGAGACAUCACACUGGAGAAAAAACCCGUUUCCCCAGGCUUAAUGUCAGCAAACCACAGGCCCAUGUCUGCUGUUCAGUAAGCCCGGACCUCUGGGUCAGUGGCUUGCUCGGCUGCCAUACUGGCAAAGUCAACACCUAUUGAUGCACCAUCAAUAAUGAGAUGUGAAAGCGAGAUAUCGGCUUUUAUUGACUGGAAGAAAGAACAAGCAAUAGUUGACCACCAUACUACAUUCUGGAGAAUGAGGGCCGGGCUCAGGCCUCAAUCGCCUUUAUACCGGGGUCUGUGGGAGGAGCCACAGGAGCAGUCAGCAGGGGGCGUGUCCAGACAUGUGUAUGUAGUUCACCACACCUAUGUGCACGGCCUCAGAGGCUGGCCAUGAUAGGCAAUCAGCCAUGGCAUUAUUUUUACCCCUGGAAUGUUGUAAACCCUUGGUAAGCUUGGAUAUGCAGACCACCAUCUGAUAUUUUGGCCAUCGCAUGCACAAGGGGUUUGCAGUCAAUGAAUGCCUUUCUCCAGGAGAGAGCAACAAUGGCGGGCAGGCAGAUAGAGUCUGAGAAGCUCAUGGUCAAACGUGCUGUACUUCCUUUCGGGGUUCAGAGCCGCUGUCUGAAGAAAGUGAGCAGCUGCCACAUGCCUCUGACCAACUGUCCGUGCACAGAACCCACAGCAUAGUCUAAGUGAUGGCUAUGGGUGCACUGGGGAGCGGGUCGGGUUGGAAAGAGCUCGUUUGUAUCAUCAAGUGCCCUGGUCAUGUCCGCUGACCAGUCUAGCACAUGAUUAAGGGUGUUGCCUUUAAGGACAUUAUGUAGGGGGGUGUAAGUUCGACAGCUCACCGACUGAAGCGGUGAUAGAAAUUCACCAGGCCUAAAAGCUUCUUUUUAGAUGUGUAGGGCAGUGGGAAAUCCAUAAUAAUGGCUGCUUUUGAUGGGAGGGGUUUCCACCUUCUUCAGAGAUGCGAUGGGCGAGGAAGUCAAUGGUUGACAAACCAAACUGGCAUUUAGCAGGGUUUAUAAUCAAUCCACAGUGGCUUAAGUGCUUGAAAAGUGUGUGGAGAUGAGAUACAUGUUCAGAUUUGGACACACUGGAGACAAGUAAACAAAAAGAAAAUCUAAAUCUUUAAAUACAGAGUCUAUUAGCCAUCUGUUGGAAAGUCUGUGCAGCAAUUUCAGCCCAAAUGGCAUUCACAGAAACUCUAAGAGGCCAAACGGAGUUAUCACAGCCAUUUUGGGAAUGUCCUCCGAGCACAUAUCACCUGAUGAUCGAGUUUGGGGAAAAAAGAUUAACUUUCUGGUUAAUCAUGCCGAAAAGUUAUGAAUGCAUGAGACCAGGUGGGGGUGGUUUCAUUAAGGCAUUGUUAAUCGCCAUGUGGGCAGUAACCACCAUCAGACUUGGGUACCAUAUGGAGGGGCUAUUUGAUCCGAGUACAAUGCCAAAUUGUGAAGGCUGAGUUGGCAAACUCGGUUGCUAGCUUUUCCCGGUCCAGUCUAUGCGUGCGGGCAUGGGCUGCCAGGCCAGUUGUGGGGGUGUGGUGCUCAUCCCCAUGUUUUGUGACUGUGGUGGAGAACAUGGAGGUUGUGGAAUUUGCCCAGUAGUUGAGUAAACUCACAUGUCGUGGUGCAUGUGCUUAGCAGAGUCGUUGUGAGGAACUUACUGGGGGAGCAGGGUAAUGAGAUCCACAAGCCAGCAGGUUUUAAGGUCAACUAACAGUCCUUGGGGACACAGGGAGUCUGAACUGAGCAGAGGUUCAACCACUUUAGCCAGGACACAGUCCCAUGUGUAACUUCACCCACUGAACCAGAGCUUCACCCGUCGUGUCCCGUAAGUCUGGAUUCUGCUGUCGUUGGUAGCCUCCUGCGAGGUUUCAUUGCUCUUUGCCUUUUGAUUGAUAGGUGAUGCUGGCAGCACACUCACUUGAGCACCCAUGUCACACAGGAAGUGUCACCCUGUCCAUAAGGAACAGUAGACGAGCCUGACAGCUGGAACCCACGGUGUUCGAAGACCUCUGAUGUCCUGAUGCACUGGCACUGUCAAAGCUGCAAAGCGGUCAGCACUUCCUAGUGUUCGUAGAAAGCAAGUAUGGUAAAAACACAGGGAUGGCAUCAUCUAUUUCACAGCCGUGGGUGUCCUUACAUUGGGGGUCUUACUGACUGGGCUCAUUGAGGUAGAGAAAGGAGGUGUAAUGAUGCACCACUGCGUGGCUGAGUGUAGACGAUCAGACAUUUUAGCAAGACAUUAUAGUCCAUCACGGGUGCAUUAGUGGGGGUAUGCAAACUGGAUCAGGCAUUUGCUGCAUGAAGAUUUCUUUAUAAAUAAAACAAGAUGGUGAUUUCCCAGGAGAGACAGCAUGGGGUCCAAUAGCUCUGACAGCCUAGUAUCACUGAGACUGGGCAAGGAGAGAACUGUUUGGUGUGCUCAGACUCUAACAGCCCGAAGGUGAGCUUUCAGCCAUUGGUAUUUAUUGUGUUUAGACAGGUGGUGGUGUAGACUCACCUCUCUCGCAGCCGUGGAGUUUCAGAGCUUGGUGUCCUCAGCAGAGAUUUCCCAUGGCAUGAAUUGGACCUCAGCUUGUAGAAAUCAAGCAAUGGCAUUUUGCUCCCAAAACAUCAGCAGUUUCAAAGUGACUGUGUUGGCUGACAUGUUCCAUAACUCUGGAAUUGUCCUAGAGAAUCAGGGUCACCAAUGUAGGUUUUCACAAAUAAAACAAAGUGAGGUGUUUUUAGUCUAAAAAAACAGUGGCAACAUAUUAAUUGAACUCCAAAAACCAGAACACAAAAGUGCGCUAGAACUCUUCACGUAAUUACAUCAUCAUGCAAAGCUUGCAGAGCGAUUUAGGCCAGUUAGAAGAGUGGGCUGAACAAUGGCAGAUGGAGUUUAAUGCUGAUAAGUGUGAGGUGCUACAUUUUGGAAGGAAUAAUCCAAAUAGGACAUACAUGGUAAAUGGUAGGGCAUUGAAGAAUGCAGUAGAACAGAGUGAUCUAGGAAUAAUGGUGCAUAGUUCCUUGAAGGUGGAAUCUCAUGUGGAUAAGGUGGUGAAGAAAGCUUUUUGUAUGUUGGCCUUUAUAAAUCAGAGCAUUGAGUAUAGAAGUUGGGAUAUAAUGUUAAAAUUGUGCAAGGCAUUGGUAAGGCCGAAUUUGGAGUAUUGUGUACAGUUCUGGUCACCGAAUUACAGGAAAGAUGUCAACAAAAUAGAGAGAGUACAGAGGAGAUUUACUAGAGUGUUACCUGGGUUUCAGCACCUAAGUUACAGAGAAAGGUUGAACAAGUUAGGUCUUUAUUCUUUGGAGCAUAGAAGGUUGAGGGUGGACUUGAUAGAGGUAUUUAAAAUUAUGAGGGGGGAUAGAUAGAGUUGAUGUGGAUAGGCUUUUUCCAUUGAGAGUAGGGGAGAUUCAAACAAGAGGACAUGAGUUGAGAGUUAGGGGGCAAAAGUUUAAGGGGAACAUGAGGGGGAAUUUCUUUACUCAGAGAAUGGUAGCUGUGUGGAAUGAGCUUCCAGUUGAAGUGGUAGAGGCAGGUUUGGUAUUGUCAUUUAAAGUAUAAUUGGAUAGGUAUAUGGACAGGAAAGGAAUGGAGGGUUAUGGGCUGAGUGCGGGUCAGUGGGACUAGGUGAGAGUAAGCGUUUGGCAUGGACUAGAAGGGCUGAGAUGGCCUGUUUCCGUGCUGUAAUUGUUAUAUGGUUAUAUCAUGUCAGACCAGCCUCUUAAAGUGAACCUCCAAUUUAAUGUCAGCGGUUGUGAAUUAGGUACUUUUCCAUCAGUUAUGUUACUCUACAACUCAAGGACUCUGAAUUCAAAGCUCAAACUUGAAGUAUGCAUUAUAGCAAGGAAUGCCUCCCCAUCUGAAAUUUGGCCCCAUUCACUUCUCUGGCAGGGAUAUUGAAAGAGAAUAUACCAUAUGUCUAAUACUAUAGCAAGUGCUAAGUGUCAGAGAUCAAAGAUGAAUUUCUACCCGACUGACCUUAAAAUAUAUGAAAAAGGGGCUUUGCUAUCAACACCAACCUUACAGUCAAUUUACUUUCUCUUUGGUCGUUUAACCUGCCUGAUAGCAGUUUUCAAUUUGGCUUUAACUGAAUUACAACUUUGUUAAUUUGUGAGUUGUUUAAAUUGCAUCUGAUAAAAUAUUAUUUAGCUUGGAAAUCAAUGUUUAAACAUUUUGUUUAUCUUUCCAUUUAUAUUCAAUCUGCAUAACAACUACAUUUAGAGUUCUUUACUAAAGAUCAGCAUCAGAUUGUUCCUUAGAAAUGCAUUGUGAAAAGGACAAAGUUGGAAUAAAUAAGAAUAUUUCACACAAUGAGUAAUUAAUGUAUAUGGGGUAAAGAGUGACACAAAUGAAUAUUUUAUUGCUGAUAUUUCUUCCUCCUUAGGAAGCCCUUCAAGACUGACUAUGACCUGCUUUGACUCUGAUUUUCUGGGUUCUGAUGUGGGAAUAUUAAUAUGGGUACCAUAUCUUUCAGAGAUGAGGUGGCAGGUGGCAGGUGGGGUGAGUGGAUGGUAGUUUGACAGGUGGUGCAUUUCUUCUGCCACUUAUGCAGGGUUUCUGUAAACUUCUGAUGCAUAGAAUAGAGAUUCAUUGAGUUAGUGAGUGCCAUGGUCUGUACUGUGGAGUAUUAUUAACACGUUAAUGUAAGACUAAGUUCUUCCAGAAGCUUGUCCUUGCUGCACAACACUGUUCUUUGAAGGUUCAUAAUGAGAUCCUGGAAAAUGAGCGAUACCUCCUUCCCUUGAGAGCCACCUGUCUUUGAAGGUUGAUGUCAUCAGCGAAAUUCACAAUGGCCUUCAAUGCAUCAACAUGGCUUGAAGUAAGUCAGGGGAAAGAGUGUUUGAAGAUCCAGAACUCAGACUUGUCCCAAAGCUGAUUGCUGCUCUCCCAUAUGCAGCUGAGAUUUGUGUUCCCUACAGCAAGCACCUCAAAGCACUGACAAAAUGCCACCAAUGUGUCUCUGCAAGUACUUCCAAACUCAGCGAAAGGAUAAGUGAACCCACAUUAAUGCAUUCUACUGGGCCAAUACCCCCAAUGCUGUUGACUCUUACCAUUUCUUUGGCUUUCUUGGUGGAGCCCCAGUUAAAUUUGUCAUAUUAUUUACAAAACGUUUGUUUGCUACCUAACAUUUAGUCAAGGCAGAAGCCAAGUCAUUCAAGUAUAAAUACUUCAAUUUUUUUUUCAAAUCAAAUGUAUUUCUAUCCUUAGAUUUUUUAAAUGUGGUUCAUUAAUAGUUAAUUCAAUAUUGCAAUUUAAAGGGUUAUUUCAGUUGGUUUCAAAUAAGCACUUCUGCCUAGAACUUUCAAGGAGAGUUUAUCAGGCCAGACAGUAUCCAUAGAUGGUGAGAAAAUGAAAUAAACUACUAUGUAAGUAAGUUACUGUUGUUAUAAUUUCACACAAUAUUUACUAAUCUUUAAUCUACCAAGCAAGUCUUAACUAUGUAUAAUGGUUAUAAAAAUAUAUAUUUAUAUUUAUAUAUGUAUGUGUAUAUGUAUGUUGUAUCACUGCUACCAUUGACUUGUUAUUAUUAUUGUUCAAUAAA
Molecule: messenger RNA, 12592 nt
Organism: Hypanus sabinus (Atlantic stingray)
Lineage: Eukaryota; Metazoa; Chordata; Chondrichthyes; Myliobatiformes; Dasyatidae
Product: tetraspanin-18-like
Exons: 8
Coding region: 2316-3056 (246 amino acids)
Cellular component (GO): membrane
Source: RefSeq, a predicted model, not a curated record